Loxodonta africana (African savanna elephant) is the source of this 936-nucleotide messenger RNA. It is a transcript of the gene AQP10, whose product is annotated as aquaporin 10. Bases 1 to 906 code for a protein of 301 amino acids. Gene Ontology annotation, biological process: water transport; glycerol transmembrane transport. Lineage: Eukaryota; Metazoa; Chordata; Mammalia; Proboscidea; Elephantidae. The transcript is spliced from 6 exons. Gene Ontology annotation, cellular component: plasma membrane; basolateral plasma membrane. The record is from RefSeq and is a predicted model, not a curated record. Gene Ontology annotation, molecular function: water channel activity; glycerol channel activity; urea transmembrane transporter activity.
AUGACCUACACUCAGCUCCUGGCCAGAUUUGGGGGUCGGUUCCAAAUUCGUAGUGUCCUGGCCCGACAGUGCCUAGCAGAGUUUCUCGGUGUGUUUGUGCUCUUGCUCCUCACUCAAGGGGCUGUAGCCCGGGCUGUCACCAGUGGAGAAACCAAAGGCAACCUCUUCACCAUGUUUCUGGCUGGCUCUUUGGCUGUUACCAUAGCCAUCUACGUGGGUGGCAAUGUCUCAGGGGCCCACCUGAAUCCAGCCUUCUCUCUGGCCAUGUGCCUCCUGGGACGCUUCCCCUGGGCCAAGCUCCCCAUUUACUCCUUGGUGCAGCUGCUGGCUGCUUUCUGUGCUUCAGGAGCCACCUAUGUCCUCUACUAUGAUGCCUUACAGAAUUAUACAGGUGGAAACCUGACAGUGACCGGCCCCAAGGAGACAGCCUCCAUCUUUGCGACCUACCCUGCGCCCUAUCUGUCCCUGAACAAUGGCUUCCUGGAUCAGGUUAUGGGCACUGGAAUGCUGAUUGUGGGGCUCUUGGCCAUCUUGGACACACGGAACAAAGGAGUGCCUGCAGGUCUGGAGCCUGUGGCAGUGGGGCUGCUGAUCCUCACCCUUGCGCUAUCCAUGGGUGUUAACUGUGGGUUGCCACUCAAUCCUGCUCGGGACUUGGGCCCACGACUUUUCACCUAUGUGGCUGGCUGGGGCCCUGAAGUCUUCAGUACUGGUAAUGGCUGGUGGUGGGUGCCUGUGGUGGCCCCCCUGGUGGGGGCCACGCUUGGCACAGCCACAUACCAGCUGCUGAUAGCUCUGCACCACCCUGAGGAGUCAGAGCCAGCUCAGAAUCUGGAGUUAGCCCAACACAAAGCCUCAGACUUGGAAACUCCUGCCUCAGCUCAGAUGCCGGUGUGUAAGCUAUGAUUAUGACAGCCCUCACCUCCCUCAUGGACA